This is a messenger RNA of Orbicella faveolata, 861 nucleotides long. RefSeq lists its product as uncharacterized. The record is from RefSeq and is a predicted model, not a curated record. NCBI's taxonomy places the organism in Eukaryota, Metazoa, Cnidaria, Anthozoa, Scleractinia, Merulinidae.
UCCCCUGAUGAGGGAAAACGCUUAUUUACCUUUAAAGAGCAGGAAGUGCUAAGUUCUGUUGAGCUUCCUAAAGAUCAUCUCCAAAAUGGAACUGAAGGCUACUUUGUGUGUUCUUCUGAUUUUCCUGACGUACUCGCAAACACAAGCAGACACCUUAGCCUUCUGGGAAAAGGCCAAUGGUUCACCGGUGUGCUUUGGUACGCGAAAUACCCAAUAUGGCGCGUUUCACAUUCCAUUGAGUGGUAAAGUAGCCGCCGUGAAACUGGUUCAUCUGUACGGCUACGUGUCCUGUCACAAACACAACGCUGACAACUGGUCUUUCUGGGGAUGUGGCCAUCGCGUGAAAGAUCUCGUCAAUGUUGUCAUAACAACGUCAGAUAAUCACAUGAUUCUGCCGCCGAACCAGUUCAUCGGGAACAGAGCCGGAAAGUGGUCUAAAAUUCCCGGAUACAAUUCGUUUUCCCCUGAGGUUGUCCUGUCGGUUUUCAACCAUCCUUAUGAGAUGUCGGAGAAGACAGAGUUACGCCUGUGGUACGCUGAGGAUUUGGUGAAUUACACAGAGAGCGAUAAUGGUGGACGCGUCUGCACCGAUGUCUUCGUUCUUUAUGUCUGAGAAGCACUAACCAGACUACCCUUUAAUGUCAUUGUUGUUCACGUUAUAGCUAUGUAUACGGAUAAAUGAACUGUAAUAACGCUCGGUUUUUAAAUUUGUUGCUAUACCUAGCUUAAGUGGAUAGAAAAAAAAUUGAAUUUCAUUGUAGUUUGUUUGGGUCAAUUGUUGUCCUCAUUGAUUGUAUGGCAAUACUCACAUGACAGGGGAGUUUUUAAUUGGCAGAAAUAAAAACAAACUUGGAGCAUUAA